This is a messenger RNA of Momordica charantia (bitter melon), 835 nucleotides long. Lineage: Eukaryota; Viridiplantae; Streptophyta; Magnoliopsida; Cucurbitales; Cucurbitaceae. The record is from RefSeq and is a predicted model, not a curated record.
UACCGACUUGGAAUCUCAAACGAGGUCGUUUUUAAAGGAAACAGUGAAUCUUGUUCAGAUUUCCAUCAGCUGCUGUGGACGCCGUCGUUGGUGAGGUCGAACAAUAACGAAACCGGUUUCUUGCAAAGGCCACGUCUAGAUCCUCUGCUCCACCAACAGAUCAAUGGAAAGUAAAGUCAGCGCCCCGCCUAAAAACAAUUGGAAACAAAUGGGACACGAAGAGACGACAGUCACAGUUCAUCAAGAAAUGAAACGAGUUCAACAGCUUCCUUCUAACAGCGCCUACGCUACUCAUCGGUUCCGGGUUUUAAACAAAAUUCUGCAGCUUUUGUCCAUUCAGAGAACUGCAUCUCAGGAAGAGGAACUGGAGUUGCUAUUCGCAGGGCUUUCUCUGUGAUCCAGUACUAGCUUGCAAUUGGUUGGUGCAGUGAACUCCUCUGUACAAGUACAAGAAUAUAGAGUUGCUAAGGUCUCGUUCGAUAAUUGUUUCGUUUUUAAAAAUUAAGCCUAAAAAUACUACUUCCAUCUUGUGUUUCGUUGUUUAUCUACUAUUUAAAAAUGUUUGUAAAAUUUGAAAACUAAAAGAAAAAAAAGGUAGAUUUUAAAAACUUAUUUAAAAACAGAAAAUAAAAAACGAAAUGGAUAUUGCAGGCCUAAGUUUUCGUCGGUCAUCUGGUUUAGUUUAUGGUUUCUGUAUCAAUAUCCUCAAACUUUAAGUUACAAAAAGAACUACUUUGUGGGAACGAAAAGAAUUACUUCCAGUGUGAAUGUCCAACGUUCUUGGUUUCUAUCACUUUCAUCUCCUACCAUUUUUCAAUUAAUUUGAAUUUGCUUA